Drepanopeziza brunnea f. sp. 'multigermtubi' MB_m1 is the source of this 1677-nucleotide messenger RNA. RefSeq lists its product as uncharacterized. Gene Ontology annotation, cellular component: cytoplasm. Gene Ontology annotation, biological process: fatty acid beta-oxidation using acyl-CoA dehydrogenase. The record is from RefSeq and is a predicted model, not a curated record. Lineage: Eukaryota; Fungi; Ascomycota; Leotiomycetes; Helotiales; Drepanopezizaceae. Gene Ontology annotation, molecular function: acyl-CoA dehydrogenase activity; flavin adenine dinucleotide binding.
AUGGGCAAGACUUUCACCACCGCCGACGUGGCGGCGCACAACAAGCCGAACGAUCUGUACAUCGUCGUCGACGAGGAUGUCUACGAUCUCACGGCCUUUUCGGACGAGCAUCCAGGUGGCAAGAAGAUCCUCACCCGGGUCGCCGGCAAGGACGCCUCAAAGCAGUUCUGGAAAUACCACAACGAGGGCAUCCUUAAGAAGUACAAGCCCAAGCUGCAGGUCGGAUCGCUCGAUACCAAGAAGGCCGAAGCUCCAACCGCCGCCCCCGUCGAGGAGCAGAAGGUCGUGAAGGAGGAGAAGAAGAAGGAGAUUGCAAAGCCGCAGGCAGAGAGCGGAACCGUGGUGCCCGUGCCAGCCGUCGAGGAGGUGGAGAUUGAGACGUUGGAACCAUUCGGAGAGUUGAUUCCGUUCGCGGACCCGAGUUGGUACCAGGGCUUCCACUCUCCCUACUACAACGAAACCCAUGCCGCCCUCCGCGAAGAGAUCCGCGCAUGGGUUACCGAGAAAAUUGAGCCCUUCGUGGGCGAGUGGGAUGAAGCCAAGAAAGUCCCCGACGAGAUCUACAAGGAGAUGGGCACCCGCGGAUAUCUGGCCGGGCUCUUGGGGAUGAACUACCUGGGCGACUACACGGGCAACCGGAUCAAGAGCGUGCCUCCCGAGAAGUGGGAUCUGUUUCACGAGAUGCUGAUCACGGACGAGCUGUCGCGCUGCGGCUCGGGAGGCUUUGUGUGGAACGUGAUCGGCGGCUUUGGCAUCGGAGGUCCGCCUAUGGUUAAGUUUGGAAAGCCCGAGCUGGUCAAGCGCAUCUUGCCGGGUAUCUUGAAUGGUGACAAGCGCAUCUGCCUGGCUAUCACGGAGCCGGAUGCGGGUAGUGACGUCGCGAAUCUGGGAUGCGAGGCCGUUCUAUCGGAAGACGGCAAGCACUAUAUUGUUAACGGCGAGAAGAAGUGGAUCACGAACGGCGUCUGGUGCGAUUAUUUCACCACGGCGGUUCGGACUGGUACUAAGGAGAGCGGAAUGAAUGGCGUCUCGGUGCUGCUGAUCGAGCGCGACUUCGGUGGAGUCUCGACACGGAGGAUGGAUUGCCAAGGUGUGUGGUCGUCUGGAACGACGUACGUUACUUUCGAGGACGUUAAGGUUCCCGUGGAGAACUUGAUUGGCAAGGAGAACCAGGGAUUCAAAGUCAUCAUGACCAACUUCAACCACGAACGUAUCGGCAUUAUCAUCCAGUGCGUCCGCUUCUCCCGUGUUUGCUACGAGGAGUCCGUCAAAUAUGCCCACAAGCGCCGCACGUUUGGCAAGAAGCUCAUCGAGCAUCCCGUCAUACGCCUGAAACUCGCACACAUGGCUCGCCAAAUUGAAGCGACUCAAUCCUGGAUGGAAGCUAUUAUUCACCAAGUUAGUCAUAUGCCAGAGGAUCUCGCCAUGUUGCGACUGGGAGGACCCAUCGCCGGCUUGAAAGCCCAGGCGACGGUGACGUUUGAGUACUGUGCACGAGAGGCUAGUCAGAUUUUCGGAGGAUUGAGUUAUUCCAGGGGCGGCCAAGGGGGCAAGGUGGAGAGAUUGUAUCGGGAUGUCAGGGCUUAUGCGAUCCCUGGAGGAAGCGAGGAGAUCAUGCUGGACCUGAGCAUCAGGCAGAGUUUAAGAGUGGGUAAGAUUAUGGGCAUGAAGCUGUAA